AUGUCGAAAAAUGAACUGAACAUAAUCGGUACCACUGUUGCUAAUGAGUUGCCACCAGCUUAUUCACUUCAUCAACAUGCAUGUCUUACACUUAAUUGGACUGAUCGUCUACGACUUAUUCUAUUUCCAGCAACGAUUAUCGAUGUUAUUCGACAAGCUAUUCUCUAUAGUUGGCCUCAUGGUAUACAAGGAGAAAAACAAUAUGCGGGUGCAUAUGAAUUCAAAUUAUAUGGAACUCCUUGGCACGGUCAAGGAAACCAAGCAGUAGAGUGUCGAGUUAUGAUGUUAUCGAUUCUUUCAGCUUUACAUCAUCAUGGUUGGUAUCUUUUGAUGUCAACUGAUGUUUCCAAAAAACAGCAAGAUAAAGAUUCAUUGAUCUUUCAACUCGGCGCUCCUCAACCGGCAACAUCAUUUUUCGCUGUUUCUUUUAAUGAAGGAGAUAAAUUACGUUUGAUUGGUGCUCCACAUGAACUCAUACGUGCAGUUCAACAAACUAUUGGUAUAGAUGAAAUACAGCGCGAAGAAUGGGUUUAUUCACAAGCAGCCUAUCAAUUUAAAUUGCGCGGUUAUCCAUGGGUAGGUAAUGGAGACGAAGCGGUUACUAGUCGAAUGAAACUUCUCGCUUUACUUGACUGUUUUACAUCGUUCGGUUGGCAAUUACAUGGAAGCAUUGAUAUGAGUAUAGGUUAUCAAGGUUGUGAUACUGACACUUGGUUUUUUCGACGAAAGUCAGAUACUAAUGAAAUAAUAUUACCAAAUUCAUCCGAUUCAGUUAAUAUUGAUGAACAAACAACACCACAAAUUGAUGUUCAACAAAUUGAAAAUAACAAUAAUCAAUCGAACGAUAUAACAAAUGUUACUGAAAAUAGUUUAUCAUUAUCAAUAUCAAAUAAUGAAGCGAUUGAUUUUGGUGAAAAUGAUCCAUCAACAAUAAAUACAACAAUAAAAGAUGAAACAAAUGAUUCAUUAUGUUAA
Molecule: messenger RNA, 975 nt
Organism: Rotaria sp. Silwood2
Lineage: Eukaryota; Metazoa; Rotifera; Eurotatoria; Philodinida; Philodinidae
Source: the annotation of a GenBank genome assembly